AUGGCGCAUACUGUCACGUGCUGCAACUGUGGCUGCCUCAACUUCAGCUCGACGCACAGCGCGUGCGACAAGUGUCGGCCCACACACAACAUGAUGACGUCGAGCCACAACGUGCUGCACCUCACAGGCGCCUCGAGUGGCAGUGCGCCGUCACGUGACGUGCACGUGCGCUCAUUGGGCAACAAGCGAAGGUACAGCGAGAUCCGAUUGGCGGCUGCGACAGCGCCAGUCCCCAAGCGGCAGCAGCACGUAAAAAGUGUUUUCUACAAAAAGCAGCAGCAGCAGCAGCCCACCGACGUCAUUGACCUGAUCUCGGACUCGGACGACGUGGCAAGUGACGGGCAUAGUGACAGUGCAAAGCACAGUGAGACGACUGCAGGAAAUGACAGCGCAGCGGUCGCCAGUGCCGACCUGUUCCAGAGUCGCGUGUUCCCGUCAGUGGUCUUCGUGGCCAGUCACUUCCCGUCGGUCGAAGACGGAGCGAUGUUGAGGAAGUUAGCAACAGAGACAGGACGGGCAGAUGCUCAACAACGUGAAGAGUCCGUUGUUGUUACCACACUGCCGACAAGUUGCCAAGCGCCGGCGCUUCGAGCGACGUCGACAGCACGCGCGUUACCGUCUGCACAAGCUGUGGAUUGGCAACCUCAGCCAACGGUGAAGCCGACACCUCCGGCAGUUGCAGGUGUGGAGCCGACACGUCCGCCGAUUGCAGCCGGGGAGACAAAAGCUGUGCCGAUUGUGAAGUCGACACCUCCGCCGGUUGCAGCCGGGGAGACAAAAGCUGUGCCGAUUGUGAAGUCGAAACGUCUGCCGAUUGCUGUUGUGGACCCAGAACCUCAUUUAAUGCCAAUUGUAGCCGUGAAGACGAAGCCUUUGUCAAGUGCAGUAGUGGAGCCAAGAAAACCGCCAGUUGCAGGUGUGGACUCAAGACCUGUUCCAGUUGUAGCUCAAAAGAGUCAGCAGAAGGAGCAGCAAUCGGCGACGACAGUGGAAACAGUCAUGAAGAAAAGCGACGAUCUAGAUGCGGCAAAGAAAAGCGAAAAGAAGCUUGUGACUGAUGUUGGUAGUGCACGUGCACAAGUAAAAGAAGGUGUGCGAGCUGAGGGAAAGCUGAAAGACGCCCUGUCCCAGUCCCGCGUUUUCGAACAGAUUGAAUUUCGAGCAACGGAUUUCGUGACUGCAGCACAAGUGUGGGCGACAGCCAGACGAAGUCAUUUGCCGCCACUGAAGUCGACGGUGUUGAUAGCAGCGUCAGGGAGACCAAGUACAGCAACAGAAGACGGGUGUCGUCAUGCGAAUGAUUUGACAGGGCUCGUAGAAACGACAAAGGUCACCUCGCCUACAGAUGCAUCUAUCACUUCUAGCACACCGACGGUAAUUGCUUCCCCUGCAGAACCAGUUGAGGCGUUGAGGUCAGCUCGUGCACCUUCGCAGGUGUUGACUUCGACUCAUUUCGACACCACAUCAGAUAAAUCGUCAAGCGCGUCUUCGAGUGCAGGUCGACCUCACCCUGUCGCAAAGUCGUCCGUGUCGUUGGCAACGGCGGCAGCAUUGCCACCUGCCGCUCCGGAGCCAGUACCGUCAGCUGUAAAGGAACUUACCAAGGUAUUGGCAGUUCGGCCUGUUGAUUCUCCGUCGGUACAAAAUCAAAAAAUACCCACGCCAAGCACAGUUGUGCAGUCUAUAGCACCAGCACUGAAGCCUCCCACAUCGUUCGCUGAAGGAAGCGCGAAGCCAGCAGCAUCUGCAUCGUCGACUCUGGAGUCAACGCUGACAGCGGAAUUGCAGGCAGAAGUAACGGUGUCAGCUACGCCAUGGUCAACUGUUGACACAGCUACGAAGUCACCUUCUGCGUCAGCGACAUAUUCUGUACGGACCCAAGCGACUGACAACGUGAACGUGCUAGUACCAAAAGAAAUGCGGCAUGAAGUAAAUUGGCGAUCGACUGAUGAGCAACGUCAUCAGCAGCCAUCACUUGCUGGAGCAAACGCUUCCACAGAGGUCGAUGGAAAGCGUCAUCACACGGCGAGUGCAGCACCACCUAAAGUGGCUCGAGUGGCCCCCCCUGUCUUAGGAUACUGCAGUCCAGAGUUUUUGGAAUUCAUGCGUGAGUGUGGCAACGCUGAAUAUGAUGAAGAAGACGAUCCUGACGAAGCGAGCCGCCUACAGCUGAAGCUACUGGAUGUGGUGGACCUCACGAAUUUAAGCAGCUCAGAAAACGGCGAUACUACAUCUCCUUUGUCAACUCCGCGUGUCGGAGAGCUUGGUGUGGGCGCACAGCAACUGUGUCCGUCAACUAGCGAGGUAGUCGAAAAAGGGGGUCAGCGUUUGGCCGGCGAUGUUGUGAAUACGCUAGGACAAAGAACCUGGUAUGUUCCGACGCUGGAAAGUGAGCGGAAACGGACUCAGCCGGAGAAGGUUAUGUGCGAGUUGUGCGAGGAGAAGGGACUUGCGUCGAGACUAGUUCGCUGCCCGACGUGCACGAAAUACUAUCAUAAGAAAUGUGCAGAGGAAAACGGCGACGAAAGUAUCUGUUGGAAUUGCGAGCUUGGCUCGAUGAUUGACGACAGCGAGCUCGAUGAAGAACAUGCCAAACACAAUAGUGAGUACUUAGCAUAUCUGAAGGCAAUUCGACGCUCUCCAGAUGACGCUGAUGCCGAAGACGAGCGUAUGGCUGACAACGAGGACGACGAACAAGAAGAUGACGAAGUUAUAGCAGAGGUGAAGACUGAAAUGGAAAGUGUAGCAGGAGGCGGCGAAGACAGCAACGUUGUCAACGAGAUGCAUGUCCAGAGUGCGGGGAGACGAUGGAAGGAGUUUAUUGGAGAUGCUACCGCUGACGUUGACGAUUCUUACCUCGAGAUCACGAAACGCAUUACGGAAGAACUUUGUGACAACGAGAAGAAAACCUUGUACUCACGGGGCUUCGUGUCGCGGGAGGAAUUCGAAGCGCAGAUGCAUGAGGUUGAGGAACACUACAUAAAGGAGGAAGCACGGCUGCAGCAGCUGGAACGGGAAAAAGCGCUCGAAGCAAAGAAGGUGGCUGAAGCUAAACUAGAGCAGGCAGAAGCGGAGCAGGCAAUCACCAGCAGCCAGUGCGUUGGCAAUAACGCUGCUGCGAACGACAAUCCUAUGGCCUCCGAACUUGUUGUCCAAAGUAAGAGCGCAUCAACUGGUGAUGCGCUUCCUUCCGCCGACACUACUAGUGCGGUUCAAAUGGGUACUGCAUCGAACUUGCCGACAGGCACUCAACUCGAGUCCACCCUGCUGUAUCCGUCGCAGCACAAGCGUCAGUUUCUACGCGAUUUGUACGAGCGCUCAACUCCAGUCCACCCUGCUGUAUCUGCAGCAGCAGAAGCGUCAGCUCCUACGCCGUUUGUACCAGCCGCUACUUGUGCAGCAGCAUCAGAGGUGGUGGAUAAUGGACCACCGCCGGUCACUGGACAACCGUCAUCAAAGCCUUUGUAA
This is a messenger RNA of Hyaloperonospora brassicae, 3468 nucleotides long. NCBI's taxonomy places the organism in Eukaryota, Oomycota, Peronosporomycetes, Peronosporales, Peronosporaceae. The record is from the annotation of a GenBank genome assembly.